Messenger RNA from Periconia digitata, 687 nucleotides. The record is from the annotation of a GenBank genome assembly. NCBI's taxonomy places the organism in Eukaryota, Fungi, Ascomycota, Dothideomycetes, Pleosporales, Periconiaceae.
CCCGAUAUGCUUUCGCCCCAAUUGCGAAUUCUCCCUUCUCCGGUUUCUGCACGUCGAUUGGAUCCACGUGCAUAUUCACAUGCCUGCAAUCGUAUCCCAUCUUCUUCACCUAAUGUGCGCGAGACAUUAGGUGCCAGGAUAAUUUUGAAGUCACGCGGACGUAACCAUGUUUGCCUGUGGCUAGAGACAUGCAGAAUGCGAUCCUUCGCCUUGUUGUGGGCUCGUAAUCAGGCAUUCCAACGGUCAAUCGAGUGGCACGGCAUGUAUGCUCUUCUCGCCUGUACGGGGGAUAUAUACAUAGACCAUCCUAUACCAUGUCCGGAGGCCUUAAGCCUUCGCUUCUGCAAGAUUGAAGCUCGAGCAGUGGAUAGUUGGGAGCGGGGAAGGAAUGCCGAUGAUUGGACCUGGGAGGUUCUGUGCUCCUGGCGUGUGCCGGAUAGCUCUUGCAUACUUCGGAUUGUACUCUUGGAAGCGAGUGCAUGGUCACUGGCCUUCCUACGACGAUGCUUCCACGCAGUGAUCGCCGUUGCCAAUGUCGUAUAUUUGGAAGAUUAUGCUCGGAUGACCCAAGUAGCUGCCGCCAACGUCGGAAAUUGCACCCGUUCAUGUCUUCGAAUUCGACGGCAGAUACUUGCUAUAGUUUUGGGCCCUGACAGUCUUGUACAAGUUGCCAAACGGACUUCGUAA